AUGGCUAACAGCAACUCGGCCCAUAGUUGCGAGCGCUGCCGCGUGCGCAAGUGCUCGGGCUCAGAAGACGGGCCAGCACCUGACCCGCCGAUCCUUCGAAAGUCUCCGCAAGUUCUACGCGCGAAACCUGUACAGAUCCCUAGGCCUUUGACGCCUCGAAGUUUCAUUGCCUCGUCGUCCGAGUCGGGGGAUGAGUUCAUGAGGAACCCCAUGACAGGUAGUCCGCCGACCGUUCAUGCUGAUAGCGGAGGGGUGGGACAACAAUGGUACUUGGGCCCAUCAUCAACAUGGUCGUUCAGUCGUCGAGUAACGAGACACUUCGAAAGGGCAUUGGCCCCUGACGCUGCCAAUUCCCUUCCCAUUAAUCUCGACGGCGCAGCGUACGAUCUUCCCCCUUUGCCACCUCGAGGAUGCUUCGACCGUGCUAGCCUUCCGUCUCUUGACCAUGCAAUCUAUCUUUUCAACACCGUUAAGUUCCACCUGAAUCAGCGUUUUCGGCUCGUGGAUGAACAGGCAUUCACAGAAACAUUGCAUGCCUUCUACCGCGGUGGUGAAACGUCUGAGCUUUCCCCAUUGGCGUACGCCGAGCUGAUGUUCGUCUUGGCUUUCGGAAAGGCAUUCUUGCCUAGUUCAAAACCGUCGAGCGCCCCGAAAGGCUGGGUCCACGCAGCGCAGGCAUUCGCAGCCCUGCCGACUUUCCAUACGCAUGACCAAGAUAACGUUCUUGCCAUCGAGGUCUACUGCUUGGCAGCGUUGUAUCUGCAGUCGAUAGACAUGAGGGUCACAGCCCAUGAUUUUAUUGGGAGAGCAUUACGUCUCUGCUAUGUUGUGGGAAUUCAUAGAGAUUUCCAUGGCACUGGGAUAUCUGAACACCUCGCUUCGCGCUGUGCAGAGUUGUGGUGGAGUGUGUACAUGCUCGAUCUGCACAUCUCCGCACUGAUGGGCGCUCCUUCGGCCAUCCAGGACCACGACAUGACCGUGCCAAUUCCACCCACCAAGAGACUGGACGCAAGAGCGAGUGCCCUGGGAAUCCAUGUCACAUUGUCUAGGGUAUUGGCGAAGCUAAUGCGCACUGUGUACGCAGUACAAUCGCCACUGGAUGGAUCCUAUCUUGCGGAUGCACAGGACGUCUUGAAAGCCCUGGCCGAUUUGUCGCAAGAUAUGGAUAGCUCAGUGGCGAUGUCCUCGCUAUUGUCGAGCCAUUUGAGCCUGUAUCAUCACUAUUGUGUCGUCCUUGCGACCAGACCCAUUGUUUCGAAACAGAUACGGCCACCGGCACUCGCAGGCCCGGCUGCUGCGUUACUGCAGGCAUGUCUGCAUUCUGCUAUGGCAAUUAUCUCCACACUUGGCAAGCUUCAGGAGGAAGAUUUACUAGAGACGUUCUUGCCCUUUCACCUCGAGCAAGUUUUCUCUUCAGCUUAUGUCCUCUUCCUCGUUCAAAAGCUUAUGCCUCCACAUUUUGACCUCAACGAUUCUUUAAUGAAGUCGGACGAUAUUUUGCAGGCAAUGAUAGCGGGCGGCAACCGGCUGGCACGAGUCCGCAUGAAUGAGCUGGCUUAUUUUCGCGACAUGCUGACGCGGUUCAACGUCGAUUCAGGCGAUCGCACUCGAUCAAGAGAGUCCCAAACCGAUAGCAGCCUGAUUCCAGACGAUGACAUGGCAGAUUUUGGAUGCGAGUCGUGGACGACUUUGGGCUUGGAACUCGGGAACGAUGGCUUUCGAUCUUCUGACCUACAGGCGCUGACGGACUUCUUGGAGUUGGAGGAUGUUUCGGGUCACAUCAUGUUUAGUUCUCUACGAGAUUGA
This is a messenger RNA of Zasmidium cellare ATCC 36951, 1806 nucleotides long. RefSeq lists its product as uncharacterized. The record is from RefSeq and is a predicted model, not a curated record. NCBI's taxonomy places the organism in Eukaryota, Fungi, Ascomycota, Dothideomycetes, Mycosphaerellales, Mycosphaerellaceae. Gene Ontology annotation, molecular function: sequence-specific DNA binding; zinc ion binding. Bases 1 to 1806 code for a protein of 601 amino acids. Gene Ontology annotation, cellular component: nucleus. Gene Ontology annotation, biological process: DNA-templated transcription; positive regulation of transcription by RNA polymerase II. The transcript is spliced from 8 exons.